GUGGUAGAACUGGACAUGGAUGAGAAAAAAUUAAAAGAACGCAUUCUAGAACAAGACACGACGAUCAGAGAGUUGCAGAAGACGAUCAAGCGAAUGGAGGAGGAUAUGGGCUCGAAACUUAAUGAGAGUAUACUUAUCGAAACUAGUAAUCGUAUCAAUGCACACGAAUCACGCAUUUACCAAACAGAUAUCUCGCUUUACGAACAUGAUCUUAAAGAAACUAAGGAACAUUUGAAAAAGUUGAGAUAUGAUUUGUCCACCGAAGUGAGCAAACGAGUCGCUGCUGAAGACGAUCUAAGGAGACGUUUGAUAGAGAUUGCAGAACUUGAACAUAAGCUGAAAGAUGCAAACGAUGCUAAAAAUGCACUUCAAGAAAAGGUAAUUAUCAAGGUUGAUGUUUCUGAUAAAAGAGUUCCUCAAUAUCCCUCAUAUCCACACUACAGACACGGUUAG
Messenger RNA from Cylicostephanus goldi, 453 nucleotides. Lineage: Eukaryota; Metazoa; Nematoda; Chromadorea; Rhabditida; Strongylidae. The record is from the annotation of a GenBank genome assembly.